This is a messenger RNA of Etheostoma cragini (Arkansas darter), 597 nucleotides long. Its product is annotated as traf2 and NCK-interacting protein kinase-like. Gene Ontology annotation, molecular function: protein kinase activity; ATP binding. The coding region runs from base 67 to 597 and encodes 176 amino acids. Gene Ontology annotation, biological process: protein phosphorylation. The transcript is spliced from 6 exons. Lineage: Eukaryota; Metazoa; Chordata; Actinopteri; Perciformes; Percidae. The record is from RefSeq and is a predicted model, not a curated record.
GUUCUUUUCUUCUGUGGCGUUCAGGGUCGCCAUGUUAAAACAGGCCAGCUUGCUGCCAUCAAGGUCAUGGACGUCACAGGAGAUGAGGAGGAGGAGAUUAAAGCAGAGAUUAACAUGUUGAAGAAGUACAGCCACCACAGGAACAUCGCCACCUACUAUGGAGCCUUCGUCAAGAAGAACCCUCCUGGGGUAGAUGAUCAGCUGUGGCUGGUAAUGGAGUUCUGCGGCGCCGGUUCGAUUACGGAUCUGAUCAAAAACACCAAAGGGAACACUCUGAAGGAGGAGUGGAUCGCCUACGUCUGCAGAGAGAUCCUCAGGGGUCUGACCCACCUCCACCAACACAAGGUCAUCCACAGAGAUAUCAAGGGCCAGAAUGUGCUGCUGACGGAGAACGCAGAGGUUAAACUAGGACCCAGGACCCACCCAGAACCCACCCAGGACCCAGGACCCACCCAGAACCCACCCAGGACCCUCUCCCUCACCCUAAGGGCCCGUGGUCAUUUCACGUCAUUCUGUGGGACCAGACGGCGGCUGGACCUGACCCCUCUCCGGGGUAAACAACUGGCGGCCAGUUCCUGCGAGUUCUUCUCCGUUUGA